This is a messenger RNA of Protopolystoma xenopodis, 621 nucleotides long. The record is from the annotation of a GenBank genome assembly. Lineage: Eukaryota; Metazoa; Platyhelminthes; Monogenea; Polystomatidea; Polystomatidae.
AUGACACACUGUCUCCCGCCGACAACUAUGAUUGUAAGCUUGUUGCCGAUCCUCGAUCCAAGCUGGUGGACGAGACCUACUUGGAUCAGGCCGCAAGCUGGGCUCACGCGAUUGCAUUUGGUUGUCACCUUCAGAUCAAGCCGUCGGGGAUCCGAAGGAUUCGAACGCGUCUGCAAAGUCCAUACGUUUUUUCAUUAUCCACCAAGUCUGUUUGACACAAGGUUAUUCACGCCUAUGUACCAUCGUAUUGGAUGCAUUCUCGUUAAUCAUCCUACUGCUAUGGGUAGACCUUGUCAUAGACGCAAGAAACACAGGCAAGGAGUAGAGACAGGCUCGCAGGCUACAUGCACAUACAUUUUGUUUCCAUGUGACUCGUGUGAUUUUAAUGAAGAAGACUGCCCUAAUGGGAUUCCCAUAGCUUCGGCUGAAUCACCACAACACUCGCCCAUGAAGCUGGGUCCGGCUAAAUCUGCCCCUUUGCCCCUCAGUCCCGCCGUCGGCUCGAUGUCCUCUGGCAGGGUGGAAGAAGACAUCUGUCAUGUGCCUCAACCGCUGUGGUCUUUCUGGUCGGCUUUACCGCUUCUGCCCUCAAAAGAAUUGAAUCACAUGUCUGUAUCCUAA